Melitaea cinxia (Glanville fritillary) is the source of this 996-nucleotide messenger RNA. It is a transcript of the gene Rpp21, whose product is annotated as ribonuclease P protein subunit rpr2. NCBI's taxonomy places the organism in Eukaryota, Metazoa, Arthropoda, Insecta, Lepidoptera, Nymphalidae. Gene Ontology annotation, cellular component: nucleolar ribonuclease P complex. Bases 149 to 511 code for a protein of 120 amino acids. The transcript has 3 exons. The record is from RefSeq and is a predicted model, not a curated record. Gene Ontology annotation, biological process: tRNA processing.
UUCAAUUAAUAAAAAUUGUGCUAAAACACACGUGUCAAAUUGACAGGAAAUUGACAGCAAACAUACCUACUGGUUACUGAAAACUACUGAAAAAAAAACAACAACAAAGUAAUAGUAUAAAAUAAAAAUAACUACAGGAUUAUAUGACAUGAGAAAAGUACAAGGGAACGAUGCUUUUCAAAGAAUUAAUUUUCUUUACCAAAUUAGUAAGGAGGUCGUUAUAAAGAAUCCAGUGUUAGCUGCAUACUACGGUAAUCUCGCUAUUAGCGUAGCUAAGAAAAAUGUUCUUAAAAUACAUCCAGAUAUAAAAAGACAAUUGUGUAAGAAGUGUCGCUGUGUACUCUUAGAUGAUAAAACAGCGAAAGUUAGAAUAAAAAAUAAAAAUAAAUGUAAACGAAUCCAGUUCACUUGCAAUACAUGUAGAAUGAAGAAAGAAUAUCCUGCGGACAAAGGCAAAGAUCAUAGAAUAUGGUUGGAGAAGCCAGAAGCCGUUGAUCAAGUUAUAAGUUGAUUAAUAGUUUCUUAAUUAAUAUUAGGCUCUGCCUUUUUUCGUAUGUGGAGUCAAAGGCGUAUGACCAGCAAUGGGAUGAUACACGUUGAAUCAAUCAGUCAAUUGUAGUUUUUCAAUUUUGGAGCAAUUGAUUUAGUUUUUGACUGUUAUACUGUAUUUAAAAAACAUGAAUAUUAUGAAUUGGAUUUAUGUAGAAUCGAAAAUUUAUCGAUUUUCUUUAUAAAUUAUUUUUGGACAUUUAUUGGACAUUCUACCAAAAAUUUAUUAUUUAUUUAAAUGUGAUCAAAUUUUUGCUAUAUAUAUAAAAAAAAAUUGUUUUAACGAUCUUUCUUUGCAAUUUUAAAUCAGUGGCUUUUGUGAUAACUUUAUGAUAACUCUGGCAUAAGCCAAUAUUAUUGAUUCCUUGACAGAGUAAUCUAUUUUUAAUUUAUCACAUAAUUGAGAUAUAAAAAAAUAAAAUAAAAAAUUAAGUGUUUCCUGCAAAA